Molecule: messenger RNA, 3702 nt
Organism: Verruconis gallopava
Lineage: Eukaryota; Fungi; Ascomycota; Dothideomycetes; Venturiales; Sympoventuriaceae
Exons: 4
Coding region: 475-2730 (751 amino acids)
Molecular function (GO): zinc ion binding
Source: RefSeq, a predicted model, not a curated record
UGACUCUUCGACAUCUACCCAACUGCCUCUGCCUCUGCCUCUGCCUCUGCCUCUGCCUUUUGCCAUUGCCGCUGCCGCUGCCCGCUGCCUGCCCCAACUGCUACAACUGCUGCCGCUUGUUCCGCUGCCGCCUCCUCUGCAACAUCCGAUCCAUCCCUUGCUGAUCUGCUGCAGCACCUCAGCCUCAAUCCGACAGGCCAUCGGCCACACUGACCUCACUAGCUCCAAACACAACCCAAGACCAGCGUCUCUCACCUACCAACAGUGUCCUCUCGGUCCUCUAAUCCUCUCCACUCCUCCGCAUCUUCCUCUGGCUUGAUAUCAUCCCCUCUUUGUCCCCUUCCUUCGCUUUAUUCUUGAACACACAAGUACAUAUCUCUGCAUCUCUUCCCCCCUCCACUUGCGAGCGUUGUUACUCUUGUGUCUGACUUCCGUUGAGCGUAUGCUUGCUGUUUUGGCGCUUCGCAUGUCGUAAUGGAUGAGCCUGAGCUGGGCGACGCCCGCCUGUUCCAACAGCCCGAUGCGCCAGAACCUGCCAGAGCAAACGUCAGGCACAGUCGGCUGAGUUCGUUUGUGUCACUGCCAUCAGGUCGCAACAGUACCAACCCUAUCGACGGCAACGGUGACAUAGGCGCUCCUAUGACGGGCAACCGACAAUCAUUCUCCAACUCGAACUCCCGCGCCUCGCGCUUACACAUGCAGAUACCUUCUUUCCUCCGUCGUCUGCGUUUGCGCCGACCCAUAAUCGCCAGAUCUCGCGACCAUGACAGCUUCGCUGCAGUUGCUACACCUGAUCAGGUCGCUCCUGCGACAUCCUCGAGACGCACUCUGCCUUUUGCCGUCCAUUCGACGGCUUCCACAAACCGCGUCUCGUACGUCCAAGAAGCUGCCACCACUCUAUCUGACCGUCGAAAUAGAUAUGAGGAGGCGGAGCGAGGUGGCAACGUUGUCUCCAUGACCCACCAACGUGAGGACAACGACGGCGACCAGGAGCGUGAGCAGCAGCAAGGGCAAGGGCAAGAAACAAGACAAGGACAAGGGCAAGGGCAAAACGUCGACAACCAGCCUGGAGCAAACAUUCGGAGCUCUCGUCGUCGCAGGCUGUCACUUCAGAUGAGUAACUUCUUCUCAGAUAUCACCUCGUCUGCUUCCCGACAUGCUUCUCCACCCUUCCUUCCGCCCCGAUCACGCCUCAGCGUUCAUGAGCCACUUCCCGAGCUCGACAACGCCUUGUUUCAACCGCCGACACCGGCCGAAAUCAGGAUGACCACACGACGAGAUGACACGGACGAUGGAGAGGAGUCGGAAUACGAACGGGGAUUUACACCCAGACGAAGACGACUGCGCCCGCUCCCUGUGGUUGGUGAGCCGCACGACGAGGAUUAUGUCCGUCGCAGAUACGAGGAUGACCGACUGGCGAGAAGAGCAACAUGGGCUCCUAUUAACCAUUCGUCGAUCGGAGAAAGUUCCUUGGGUUCUUUUGAAUCCGUUUCAAGACCGACCGUCGAGCUAUCUGCAUCCAGCUCCUCGAGCAUCAGCCACGGUACGGAACUGACACCGCCAUCACGAUCACCUGCCAUCUACUCGCAAGCUCGCCCAGAUCCCUCGAACACGGAUCUACUUGAGCCCAUAAAUUUGCCAACUGCGUACCCUCCAACAGCACCCCAGCCGAGACAAUCUCAAUCCCCAGCCACGUCUCCAAAUAUGUUACGCCCAGCUCACCUGCUCCGUCAGAUGCUUGCCAGACGCAGGAAUAUCAGCCCACCGGACCCCUCGCAAAACAGCUUGAUUUCGCUGAUUGAACUACAACGUCUCUUGGCGGCGUACGCACUCCAAAGCGGCGAUCAUGAUUACAAUGGCCACCAGGAGACGACUUUUGAUGGUGGUACAAUCACGAUCUACGGUAUUCGCCGCGUGAACACGCGAGCUGCGCCCGAUAGUGAGCAGAAUAGCGUGUUCCCAACUCCGACCCGAUCAGACACGUCCUCCGAAGAACGUUCGCCACCCUCGCGUGAUAGACCUCGCGGCCCGCGCCGCAUUUUCAACUUCAUCGGGCCCGCCCUCUCUGAAAUUGACCCUCUUCCGCCAGAGUUCGAGGAGACGUUCCAGCGCCUGCGCCGUACUCGUCGCCCACGAUCGAUGUUUGGUUCGGGAUCACUACGCCGCAACGGCAUGGUGGAGCCGGAUGUACCGGACGCAACUGAAUCCUCGUCCGAAGCGAGUGACGAAAACAGCCAGGCCUCUGACAACGACGAGACGUGGAUCUUCUACAUUGUCAGUGCCGUGCUUCCCGAGGGCCAUCCUCUUCUCUCCGCACCGAGCUUGUUCACAGAGAACCCUACCUACGAGGAUAUGCUCUUCCUUGACAGCUUUUUGCAAAAGCCUGUUGCGAGUAAAACAGAUCUCGCGAAUGCUCGCGGUCUAUAUCGCAUUCGCCGUCGUUCAGAUGGACGGUUGUACGCAAGCAGCGAAGAAACAGCUGGUGAUAUCAUCGAGAUCACCACCGAGCGCUGUCAGAUUUGCCUUGACGACUACGAUGAGGACGACGAGACGAGGCAUUUAGUCAAGUGCUCCCACUACUUUCAUAGAGAAUGCAUCGAUCAUUGGCUAACUGAGUGUCGCAAUUCAUGCCCUCUGUGCCGAGGAGAGGGGGUCGAGAAGACUGGAUCUGCUAGGAAUCUGAGUGUGGAAGGGCCUUCUGCGGUUGAGGCAUCGCCCCUCAACGUCUAAGCGCUGGAGACGCCCCUGGCUUCCUGCCCAAAGGCACGAAAAGCACGAUUGCUUACUCCAACGGCUGCCUCGCUGGUAACAUUGCAGCUUAACCCUACAUUGACAGUGUAACCCUGGAACGUUAUCUUUUCCCUCCUCUAUUCGACUUUCCUUACGAUCAUGAUGUCUAUGAUGAUGCUCAAUUUCGAUGGCAACAGAUACCCAUUGAUGGGGAAGAGGGACACGACGCGGCGAUUCAAGGACAUGGAUAUGGCUUAUUACUAUUACGGCGUUGGUGAGACGCCGUGUAGUUGGGAUGACGAGUGUAAACCCUGCAUAGGUUUCGAAAUGCGUACGGAAAGGCGUUUGAGGCAUACUCCAACUUGAGUUUUAUCAAAGAAACGACAUUUCGUAUGAUAUUAUUGUGGUGGCGAGAGCCACAGCCAACAUUUCCUAAUGUGUUCGACAUGCUAUAUCAUCUCCUCUUUGACAUUGUGACGAGGGUCAUUCAUGCAGAAAAUGCGUUCUUCCGGCUAUGGGCAAAGAUUCACGAAGAUGAUCCGGUAACUACACUUGGUCAAUCCUCACAAUAUACAAUUGCUCAGCAUUACAUCGUUGGGUGAGCAAGUUGGAACCAACGUACCAUGGAAAGCGCCACGAUCUUUGAGCAUGUGUGAAAUGAUCUCAACCUUUGCUCAUUCGAAUUCACUUGGUUUUGAAGUCUCUUGAUCAGAAACGGCUAUGUGGGUGGCUGGACUUCUCGCCGACCUCUAUCAACACCAGCUGAUUUAGCACGGUCAGGAUUUGGCAUUGGGUUUGACACGUCCGAGGGCAGAUAAAAGCAGUUGCGGAUACGGAGCGGUCAUGUCUGGUAACAAAUCUCACUGGUUCCGCCGAACAGUCCAUUUCUCUUUAGCAUUAGAUUAGAAUCGAACGAUACCAAUUUCGAGUGGAGUGCUUGUAAUUCGCUGUGGGAGGAAGCAUCAACUACCA